This is a messenger RNA of Penicillium macrosclerotiorum, 939 nucleotides long. RefSeq names its product SDR family NAD(P)-dependent oxidoreductase. The record is from RefSeq and is a predicted model, not a curated record. The coding region runs from base 1 to 939 and encodes 312 amino acids. The transcript has 3 exons. Lineage: Eukaryota; Fungi; Ascomycota; Eurotiomycetes; Eurotiales; Aspergillaceae. Gene Ontology annotation, molecular function: oxidoreductase activity, acting on the CH-OH group of donors, NAD or NADP as acceptor.
AUGUCGACCCCCGACCUAGAUCCUGAUGCUGGUGUCAAGGCAAUCUCUUUCACAGCUACAGCCUACCGAGACGUUUACCCUGCGAUUGACCCUCGCCAUCGCCCUGAGCUUUCCCAGGCCGGAAGGGUUGUUAUAAUAACUGGUUCUUCCCGUGGCAUUGGGCAGUUGGGAUUCGCGACUUCGUUCGCUCAUGCCAAAGCCGCUGCCAUCGUGUUAAUUGGCCGUUCCUCUGAUGCGCUGGCCAAAACAGAAAGUCUUGUGAACAAGCUCAACCCUGAAACUCAAGUGCUUUGCAUCCCCCUUGACGUUACCGACAAGAAUGGAGUGGACACUGCUUUCGAACAGAUCGUGACUCGUUUCGGGGUGCCCCAUGUAUUGAUCAACAAUGCGGGCACUCUUGACUCGCUGGAGCCGAUUGCAGAAGUGGAUAUAGAUCGAUGGUGGAGAACACAGGAAGUCAACGUAAAGGGAACAUUCCUCAUGACCAAAGCCUUCUUGAAAGCUACGGGAAGUAAUCCCGCAGCCCCGACGACAAUCAUUAAUAUGACAUCGGCCGCAUCCCAGGGAACCCCACCGGGAAUGAACUCUUAUUCCCCUGCCAAGAUGGCGGUGACUAAACUCACUUUAUAUAUCUCCCAGGAGCAUCCGACCAUCACCUGCGUUGCGCUUGACCCUGGGAUUGUCGCUACCGAUAUGGGGUGCAGUGUGCCCUAUCUCGCACCCUUUAUGCACGAUACUGCAGAGCUCUCUGGUGGGACCGCAGUAUGGCUCUGCAGUGGCGACAAGGCCUACCUGUCGGGUCGGUAUGUGUCCGUCAACUGGGACCUGGAGGAAGUCGAACGAAGAAAAGAGGAGAUUUUGAAAGAUAGCCGACUGCUCACGUUCUGUCUUAAGGGAGACUUCGGAGGUCCUGAUGUGACUGUUCAUAAAUAUAACUAG